UUUUUUUCGUCACCGAUCCAAAGCUCCGAUCAUUGGUUCCAGUCCAGAGGCGCAGCAGGCUGAACUCAGAGACAGACAACCUAGCUCUGUUGGUUGGUAGGUGACGAACUACUGUCCGAGUUCUCUGACUACGCAAAGUCUGCGAAGAUCAAAUGCGUCUGCCAGCUGGCCAUCAGAGAAUGACAGGCUUAAAGAACACCGAUUAAGUUGUCGGUGAUUUACAGCCUAGUUCCACGAGUUCUUCUGUGUUUGUUUUGAAGUGUGACCUGUUUUAUGUGGAAUAUAUUCAUAAAUGUCUGUUUCCAAACAUGUAAAAAGUGGUGAAAUUUUUCUUUAAUAGUCAUACUGAACUCAAUUAGUGAUAUUUUAGCUGAAAGUGGUCACCAAAGUGAAAUCUCCUCCGGGUACAUUGAACAGUAAACCGAAAGUAGUGCGUACAGUAUGUGGAAAGAAGGAUAAUUUGUUAUCCAUAUGUCUAAACACUUUGCAGCACGAGACUCAUUAAAUGUUUGUAAGAAUCAACAUGCAACAUUGAGUUGAACGUUAACGAUAUUGCACUGAACGAGAAAAAUUUACCAUCGAGGUUUCUUUCCGUUCCAGUUUCAAAAAUAUAAUAAAAGAUGGUCAAAUUCAGUUGCUUAGUCACGCUGCUAAUACUUAGCUUGGACAUGUCACACAGUUGGCGAUUCGAUCGACUGCCCAGACUGUAUGGAGACAGACUGCCAACGAAAGUGAUAUCACCGCGGGCGCGCAAAGUUCAACGGCGGAUCGUGGUGCUGCAUGAUUUUUUCCGCACGAAAGUGAUUCCACCGGCUUCCAAUAUGUUGAGCAUGAAGUGGCACAACGGGGCGGCACGAUCAGCACAAAAGUGGGCGGAUCAAUGUCGGCUACUUACACACGAUAGUCCAAAGGGGCGCUGGAUUGGUGAUUAUGGAGCUUGUGGACAAAACAUCUUUGUCUCAACCCACAAAGUACCCUGGUUGUUUGCACUUCGAACGUGGUUCUUGGAGCGACAGAACUUUACAUACGGAUCGCAUAAAAACGAUUUGAUAGCAGUGGGACACUACACGCAGAUGGUGUGGGCGGCCACCCAUAAAGUUGGAUGUGGACUGUCGAAAUGUGCCGGCGGAGGUCCACGAGGCAAACCAUAUUUCAACUAUGUGUGUAAUUAUUGUCCGAUCGGGAAUCAUGAAGAUAAGUUAGGUAUACCUUACAAACGAGGUAAACCGUGCCAUGCUUGCUCUCAGCAUUGUCACUCCAGAAAGAUCAAAUUGUGUACCAACACAUGCAGCUCGGCGGACCUAUGGGCAAACUGUCGAGAACUGUACAAAACGUGGCCCGGUUGGCUGUGCAACACGGUUACACCGGAGGGCCUGGAGCGACAGAGGAACUGUAUGGCUACCUGCACCUGCCAGGGAAUGAUUCAUGAUUGAUUGAAAAGCUAUCGAUUUCAUGGAAGUAGCUUCAUUCUGUACCGUGCCAUAGGUGUAGAGUUGAUUGGAUUACAAUUAUUUUGGAGCGUAAUAUUUCCAAUGUAUAGCAGUACGUCGUAUUGAUUCAAAGUCCUGACGAUAGAAAUAAUAAAUCUCACUUGAAAAACCAUUCAGCAGUUUGCUGCAGACAUAGCAGAAAGACGCUCUAUAGGGGAGACCGGGGCUAGUUGGCGGUUUUUCAGUUUCAAUUUUUUACCAUUUUGAGUUAGGUAGGUCGUGUAAAAUAGAACG
Molecule: messenger RNA, 1724 nt
Organism: Topomyia yanbarensis
Lineage: Eukaryota; Metazoa; Arthropoda; Insecta; Diptera; Culicidae
Product: serotriflin-like
Exons: 7
Coding region: 621-1433 (270 amino acids)
Cellular component (GO): extracellular region
Source: RefSeq, a predicted model, not a curated record